GGUUAGAUCUGCUCAACGUGGUUCCUGAUGUUUUUCUGGUGUGUGGAUUAAACUGCGUGGAAAAGUCACAGAAAACAAAAAGUGAGACAUGGGGGAGUUCACGGUUCAUCGGGUCCGGUUCUUCGACCACACGCCGGCUGCGGUCCGGGCUCUGGCCUUCCACGCCGGGUCCGAGCGGCUCGCCCUGGCCCGGGCCGACGGAGCCCUGGAGGUCUUCAACUUCAACGACAACUACUUCCAGGAGAAGGUGAUCCCCGGGCAGGACGGCCGGACGGUGGAGGCUCUGUGCUGGGUGGGCCAGCGUCUGUUCGCUGCUGGUCUGAAUGGAGAGAUCACCGAGUACGACCUGGAGAACCUGAAGCCCAGAUACACCGUGGAGGCCUACGGAGGACCGGUCUGGACCAUCAGCGCCAACAGCCAGGGAACCCUGCUGGCGGCCGGGUGUGAGGACGGGACGGUGAAGAUGUUUGAGAUUCUAGAGAAGAAGAUUCAGUUCCAGAGAAACCUGGACCGGCAGAAAGGACGUAUUGUGUCUCUGUCCUGGAAUCCGACCGGUUCUCAGAUCGCUGCUGGGUUGAUGGACAUGAUCCGAGUCUUUGAUGCUGAAACAGGCCGGGCCACACACAGACUCCUGGUGGACAGAGGUGUGGGGACGUCCAAGAGCCAGGAGGUGGUGGUGUGGAGCGUCCUCUUCCUGUCCGACCACACCAUCAUCAGCGGCGACUCGGCGGGAAAAGUCCAGAUCUGGGACGGACACACGGGGACGCUGGUCAGAACUCACCUGGUGUCCAAGUGGGACGUUCUGGCUCUCGCUGUCUCACAGGAUGAGGACAGUGUGAUCGCCGGGACAUCGGAGGGAACCGUCAUCCAGUUCCAGUUCCUGUCCUCCACCGUGGCUCAGCAGGACAAAGAGUGGGUCCGGACCAGGACCUUCAAAAACCACUCGCAUGACGUUCGGGCGCUGGUCCACACGGAGACGGCCGUGGUGUCUGGAGGUAUGGACACCCAGCUGGUAGUGAGACCCCUGCUGGACAGGGUGGAGAAGAACACCAUGGAGUCAUCACUGCGCAAAAUAGCUUUUCCUCACAGGAGUCUGGUUUGUUGUGCAAAGAAAGCCGGUCUGCUGCUCUUCCAGUUCCCUGAACAUCUAGAGCUGUGGAGAUUAGGAGAGGGAGAAGGACACGGACAAGCUGGUGACAGUCUGCCUGUGAAGAGGAAACCAGAGAAACUGAUCCACCUCAAGCGGAAGGGAGACGAUCAGAUCUGCUGCAGCGCCUUGUCCCCGUGCGGCGGCUGGAUGUCCUACUCCACCGUCUCCAGCGUCCGUCUCUACAGAAUUCAGUUUGACGACAACAACAUCAGCAUCAUCAAGGUGUCCAAAUUACCCAAGAGCCUUUGCUCCGUGCACCGGCUCGGCUUCUCCCCCGACUCCUCCAAACUCUUCGCCUCCUCCAGCCACUCCUCCGUGGUCGUGGUCGCCCUCAACCAGUCGGAGUGCAAACACCUGUCCACCCUCAAACCCAAGUCAGGCUCCAGGCAGCCGGUCCACCUGCUGGUCGCGAGCGAGGACGGGAAGUGGCUCGCCACCGCCAACACGGCCUGUGAGGUCCACGUCUACAACCUGCUCACCAUGAAGCUUCACUGCACGGUUCCAGUCUUCCGCUCGUGUCCCACGGCCAUCGGCAUCAACCCUGUGACCAGCAACCUCGUCAGCGUGCACGCCGACCAGCAGAUCUUUGAGUUCUCCCUGCUGCAGAAGGAAUACACCGAGUGGAGCCGGAAGCUGCAGAAACAAGGACUCCACUCUCUGUGGCUGGAGCGGGACACGCCCGUCACCCACGUCACCUUCAACCCCCGGAACCCGGAUCACAUCCUCCUGCACGACACCUUCAUGUUCUGCAUCAUCGACCAGAGUCUGCCGCUGCCUGAGGCCAAGAGUCCGCUCUACAACCAGAUGAUGCUGAGGAGUCUCCCCGAGGCCGACAGGGUCCGGCACAGCCACGCCUUCAAGAUCAGUAAGAACUUCCAGCAUCUCCUGUGUGUGAGUUUACUGGAGGACCUGUCUCUGGUGGUAGUGGAGCGCCCCCUGCUGGACAUCAUGUCUCAGCUGCCUGCUCCAGUCCGGCAGAAGAAAUUUGCCACAUAAAUGAACUGAAGCAGCUUUUUCUCGGCCAGAAGAAACGUUUGUUACCUUAAAAGCUAAAAUCCAUAAUCAUCUUCAACAAGUUUUAACGUGUGGACACUUUGUAAAAAAAAUGUAAUAAAUAGACAUAAAUACUG
This is a messenger RNA of Limanda limanda (common dab), 2280 nucleotides long. RefSeq names its product UTP4 small subunit processome component (gene utp4). Gene Ontology annotation, biological process: maturation of SSU-rRNA from tricistronic rRNA transcript (SSU-rRNA, 5.8S rRNA, LSU-rRNA). The record is from RefSeq and is a predicted model, not a curated record. The transcript is spliced from 17 exons. Gene Ontology annotation, molecular function: RNA binding; protein binding. Lineage: Eukaryota; Metazoa; Chordata; Actinopteri; Pleuronectiformes; Pleuronectidae. Gene Ontology annotation, cellular component: small-subunit processome; 90S preribosome; t-UTP complex. The coding region runs from base 89 to 2146 and encodes 685 amino acids.